Messenger RNA from Heteronotia binoei (common prickly gecko), 1228 nucleotides. RefSeq names its product hyaluronan and proteoglycan link protein 2 (gene HAPLN2). Gene Ontology annotation, biological process: cell adhesion. The record is from RefSeq and is a predicted model, not a curated record. NCBI's taxonomy places the organism in Eukaryota, Metazoa, Chordata, Lepidosauria, Squamata, Gekkonidae. The coding region runs from base 182 to 1048 and encodes 288 amino acids. Gene Ontology annotation, molecular function: hyaluronic acid binding. The transcript is spliced from 5 exons.
UGUUUUGGAUGUGAGAUGAGAAGUUACAAGUUUCAUAUCAUCCACCAUCUACGUUUGUCUUCCUAUCAAGGUUGCUGGAAGAUUUAACCCCCUAUGUAGAUAAGCAACACCACCACCUCUCCAACACUUGCUGAACCCAAUCAACAAGAUCGUGCACACCCAGAGAGGGGCUACCGUCACCAUGCCCUGUGUUUUGAGGGCACCGCUGCCCCAAAACUAUAAGGUGAGGUGGAGCAAGGUGGAGCCAGCUGAAUACAUGGAGGUCGUCAUCCUGAUCACCAAUGGGGCCCAUCAUAAAACCUAUGGUCCGCUGGGCAGCCGGGUUCACCUCAGGCGCAACCACCGCUAUGAUGCCUCUCUGACCAUCUCCAACGUGGCCCUGGAAGAUGAAGGCCGCUACCGCUGCCAGCUGAUCAACAGUCUGGAAGAUGAGAGUUUGUCUCUUGUAUUACAACUAGACGGUGUUGUCUUUCCGUACCAGACUAGCCACGGGCGCUACAAAUUCAACUAUUUUGAAGCCAAACAAGCAUGUCAAGGGCAGGACUCUAGGCUGGCCACAUAUGGACAGCUUUACAAAGCCUGGACUGAAGGGCUGGACUGGUGCAAUGCAGGCUGGGUCAUGGAAGGGACUGUACAUUAUCCCAUAAUUAACUCCCGUGAGCCCUGCGGGGGCCGUCUCCUUCUCCCUGGUGUCCGGAGCUAUGGGUCCAAGGACAAGUCAAAGGAUCGGUUUGAUGCCUUCUGCUUCUCUUCCGCUGUGAAAGGCCGUGUCUACUUCAUCCGGGGACACCUGAAUUUCAAGGAAGCAACUCAGGCUUGCCAGAAGGACAGAGCCACCAUUGCCAAGGUUGGGCAGUUGUACGCAGCAUGGAAGUUUUCCCAGCUGGAUCACUGUGACGGAGGCUGGCUAGAUGAUGGCAGCGUGCGCUACCCAAUUAUCACUCCCCGCACUGGCUGUGGAGGUCUCCCCGAUCCUGGUGUCCGCAGUUUUGGUUUCCCCAGCAAGCUAAGGAAGAAGUAUGGCGUCUACUGCUUUUCAGUGAAGUAGAGAGGAUGAGAGACAAAGGCUAAGAGGUGUUCUCCUAACUUGAGGGGACGACUAGGCCCAGCUUUACUCCUUGGGCCUCCCACACAAAAUGGGGACUCUGUACAUAAUAUCUCUUUCCCAGGGAGGUGUUGAUAUUCAUUAUUUAACAGGGGCUAGUACCUUUGCUAGCUCAGGCUUUUC